CAGAUCCCUCACACGUCGGCGAAGCUACCAGUAACAGCUCCGUUCAAAUUGUCAAGCAUCAUGAACGCCUUCACUUUAGCCAUCGCCUGCCUUCUGGUGGCCGGCGCCCACUGCGGCGCAGUCUUCACCUACGGCGUUCCGGGCACCGUGUCCGUCGUUCACCACCAGCCUGUGGCCAGGCCUCUGGUUCAGCAGCACCUGGUUCAUCACGUGGUCCAGCAGCCCUCGGUGGUUCGGAGCGUAGUCCACCAGCAAGUGGUCCACCAGCCCGUGCUGCACCAGCAGGUGGUUCACCAGCCAGUGGUGUACCAGACCGCGGUCAGAGCUCCCGUGGUGGCGCAGCACAAGGAACUCGUGCACGUGCCUCACCACGAGCACGGCUACACCAUCGAGCACAGCAGGCUUGUCCAGCCAAAGUCCACCGUCAUCCACCACCACCCUCUGACCGGCCUGCCGUACCAGCAGACCGACUACCACCACGCCCCAGUGGUGACCGGAUCCCGCAGCUCGGUGUACCACAGCCGGCCAGGCUACAUCGCCGAGCGUACGAAGACCUACGUCCUCUGAACAUUUCGCCACCCACGGUCGCCAUCCUGACCGGCGUAUCAUCCAUUCAUCACUCUUCGGCUGCUAUUUUUCACUAGGGAAUAAAUGGGAUGUU
Molecule: messenger RNA, 661 nt
Organism: Dermacentor albipictus
Lineage: Eukaryota; Metazoa; Arthropoda; Arachnida; Ixodida; Ixodidae
Source: RefSeq, a predicted model, not a curated record